This is a messenger RNA of Meriones unguiculatus (Mongolian gerbil), 2066 nucleotides long. It is a transcript of the gene Sbsn, whose product is annotated as suprabasin. The record is from RefSeq and is a predicted model, not a curated record. The transcript has 4 exons. NCBI's taxonomy places the organism in Eukaryota, Metazoa, Chordata, Mammalia, Rodentia, Muridae. The coding region runs from base 53 to 1933 and encodes 626 amino acids.
GCGGCCCCACUCCCGCCGCUCCUCUCUGCAGCCUGCCUGCCUUCUCAACAGCAUGCAGCUCGCCAGCUUGCUCAGGACCUGCUGCCUCUUAUUGCUCCUCCAGGCUCUGCCUGCGCGGGCAGCCCGGGAGGAUCCCAUUGAGAAGGUCAUAGAAGGGUUCAGCCGAGGGCUGAGCAAUGCCGAGGCAGAGGUGGGCAAGGCCCUUGAAGGCAUCAACAAUGGAAUCACUCAAGCUGGAAGGGAAGUGGAGAAAGUUUUUAAUGGACUUAGCCACAUGGGGAGCCAGGCCGGCAAGGAGGUGGGCCGUGGCUCGGACAAGGUAGCCCAUGGCGUCAACAGUGGAAUCGGACACGCAGGAAAGGAAACAGAGAAGUUUGCUCAUGGGGUCAACCACGCUGCUGGACAGGUUGGAAAGGAGACAGACAAAAUCAUCCACCAUGGGGCCCACCACGGGGUCAACCAGGCGGGCAGUGAAGCAGGGAGGUUUGGUCAGGGGGCCCACCAUGCUCUUGGCCAGGGUGGGAAGGAGGCAGAGAAGUUAGGUCAGGGGGCCCACCAUGCUCUUGGCCAGGGUGGGAAGGAGGCAGAGAAGUUAGGUCAGGGGGCCCACCAUGCUCUUGGCCAGGGUGGGAAGGAGGCAGAGAAGUUAGGUCAGGGGGCCCACCAUGCUCUUGGCCAGGGUGGGAAGGAGGCAGAGAAGUUAGGUCAUGGUGUUCACCAUGCUUUUGGCCAGGGUGGGAAGGAGGCAGAGAAGUUAGGUCAUGGUGUUCACCAUGCUUUUGGCCAGGGUGGGAAGGAGGCAGAGAAGUUAGGUCAGGGGGCCCACCAUGCUUUUGGCCAGGGUGGGAAGGAGGCAGAGAAGUUAGGUCAGGGGGCUCACCAUGCUUUUGGCCAGGGUGGGAAGGAGGCAGAGAAGUUGGGUCAGGGGGCCCACCAUGCUUUUGGCCAGGGUGGGAAGGAGGCAGAGAAGUUGGGUCAGGGGGCCCACCAUGCUUUUGGUCAGUGGGGGGAGGAGGCAGGGAGGUUUGGUCAGGGGGCCCACCAUGCUUUUGGUCAGGCUGGGAAGGAGGCAGAGAAGUUGGGUCAGGGGGCCCACCAUGCUUUUGGUCAGGCUGGGAAGGAGGCAGAGAAGUUGGGUCAGGGGGCCCACCAUGCUUUUGGUCAGUGGGGGGAGGAGGCAGGGAGGUUUGGUCAGGGGGCCCACCAUGCUUUUGGUCACGGUGGGAAGGAGGCAGAGAAGUUAGGUCAUGGUGUUCACCAUGCUUUUGGUCAGGCUGGGAGGGAGGGGGGUAAAGUAGUGCAAGGGGCCAAUCAGGGACUUAGUCAUGCUGCAAAGGAGGCACAGCAGUUUGGCCAUGGCCAAGGCCACGGUUAUUAUUCUGCAGGGCAGACUUGGCAAGGGGGAGACAAAGUAAUGUAUCCUGGGGUCAACCAGGCUGGGAAGGAGAUAGAGGGCUUUGGCCAGGGCGUCCACCAUACCAUCGAACAGGCUGGACAAGAAGCAGAAAAAGUGGCCCAUGGGGUCCAAGCUGGGGUCAACCAGGCCGGGAAGGAAACAGAAAAAGUGGCCCAUGGGGUCCAAGCUGGGGUCAACCAGGCCGGGAAGGAAACAGAAAAAGUGGCCCAUGGGGUCCAAGCUGGGGUCAACCAGGCCGGGAAGGAAGCGGAGAAGCUUGGCCAAGGCGUCCACCAUGCUGCUGGCCAGGCCGGGAAGGAAAUGGACAGGUGGCAGCACAAUGUUCAGAAUGGGGUCAACCAAACCAGCAAGGAGGCCAACCAGCUGCUGAAUGUAGGGCACUCAUCAAGGCGGGCUCGGAGGCCAACACGCAGGGGCCGCAACCACUACAGUAGCAUCUGGGGCCUCGGUCAACAAGCCAUUUAUCAACUUCCCAGCUCUGUGGAGGAGUAUCGCCGCCAUCAUGCCCUAAACUGAAGCCCAGGCAGCCGAAUGUUCCUGUUGUCACAUCAGCUGAAAUGGCCUGGAGGAGCUUGGGGUGGGGGAGAGCUUCCUGGGUGCCCCUGGCGGGACUGCUUUGAGCUUUGUGAAUAAACACGAACGCACUGUC